Messenger RNA from Aspergillus saccharolyticus JOP 1030-1, 1644 nucleotides. RefSeq names its product cytochrome P450 monooxygenase xanG (gene xanG). The record is from RefSeq and is a predicted model, not a curated record. The annotation marks the transcript as partial. Lineage: Eukaryota; Fungi; Ascomycota; Eurotiomycetes; Eurotiales; Aspergillaceae. Gene Ontology annotation, molecular function: heme binding; iron ion binding; oxidoreductase activity, acting on paired donors, with incorporation or reduction of molecular oxygen. The transcript has a single exon.
ACCAUGCUGAUCGUCGUUGUCAUCCUCAGCCUGGCAGCUCUCACCUACUACGUCGUACAGAAGUCACAACCCCCCGUACCGGAUAUUCCCACUGUCUCGGUCUGGAAAACACUGUGCGACAACUAUCGUCGAGUUCCCCGAGCCAAGUUCUACGACACCCGGAUUCGCCCCUUGAUCGAGCAGCGCGGGGCAGUCAACGUGUGGAACUCGGGACAAUGGACGAUCAUGGUCACCGAGCCGUCGCUGGUGACGCAGGUGUUUCGCCACGAUGAGAUCUUCGUGAAGGGGGGCAGCAUCAGGCGUAUCCCACACUCGGCGGCCGCGCGGCUCUUUGGUGUCAAUAUCAUCGACUCGCACGGCCCACUGUGGAAGCAUUUCACGGACAUUAUCAAGCCGAGUAUUCAGCGAAAGUUUGAUCUCGGGCGCAUCCGCCAGCAAUCCGCGCAGCUGGCGCAGCAGCUACUACGAGCCCAGCACCAGGUGGAUGGUCCAGCGCUUGGAACCAGCUCGGGCAUCCGGGUCGAGAAUCUGGUACUCCGAUGGACCCUAAUUAUCUUCUUGGACUGCUUUCUGGACCUGGACUCCGAUCGAUUUCCCCUUCAAAUCGACGCCCUGCAGCGCAACUUCGAAAGAAAGAAGAAAGGCAUCACGACGCCGCUGUUCUCGGCGAUUUAUAAUAUCUUCCCCAACUUGGAACGGAUGCACUGGCUCUUUCCAAAUGGCAGCAAAGGAAUGCGCAUUGCGGACGAAUUUGAAAGGAUUCUCCUGGACCUGGCGCACGAGAGCCAAGCCUUCGCCAGUGAGGAGAUUAAGGCUCGACGCGACGAUAACAAGCUGAUACACCGGUUGAUACAUGCCCGUCAUGAAGGCCACAUCUCGGAGUACCAUUUUCGGUCGAAUCUGAAACAGGUGUUUAUGGCUGGAGUGGAAAACACCGACCUGGUGCUUGGAUCGGCGCUAUGGGAGCUGGCGCGCAACCCACAGCUGCAAGAACGAGCACGGCACGAGGUGGUGACCAGUCUGCCCCUGGACUACUCCGAGACCGAUCUGGACCAUUGUCUGCCCUUGCUCACCAGUAUAAUAUACGAGACCCUUCGCCUGUACCCGCCGCUCGUGUCCAUGGUCAACCGAUACACUAGCCAACCGGUUUGUCUGGGCUCCGAUCACCCCAUACCCGCGGGGACUUGGGUGGCCUGGCACGCCUACGGCACACACACCGACCCCGGCGUAUGGGGCCCAGACGCCCGUGACUUCAAUCCUGACCGCUGGGGCGCGGAUAUCAAUGCCAUCAAUGAGAUGUUUCGCUAUCAACAGGUCAAGGGCCGUUAUAUUCCAUUUACUAGUCAUGCUCGCCGGUGUCUGGGCAGUCGGUUUGCGAUUACCAAUUUGAAGGUCGCGCUGUGUGAGAUUCUGAGAGCGCUAGAAUGGGAGAAGGCACCGGGCUAUGAGGCUUCACUCAUCACGGUGCGUGUGUUUUUCUUCCGAUUCCCGUUGGAGUCGUUUCGAUAUACUAAUCAUCGCAUACAGGGUGCUGUCAUGGGGGUCACUAAUUGCAAGUUAUUGUUCCGAGAGAGACGUCUAGUGGAACGAGAAGACUUGCAGGGAGGGGAUACUGUAAGGAAAUUAUAUUGUCAAACUUGUUGA